GCCUGCCCUCCCCCUGUCUCCACACGUGGGCUAUUCUGUUGUGUACAGGGGAGAUAUCUUCUUACAUAUUCGGCGUAUGGAGGAACGUCCUCCCUUAGUCCGCAUCGGCCGGUCGCCAUACUGUAUGGCCGCAGGCGUCCCUCAGUUUUCUUAGAGAGAUGUCAGAAGGAAAAUCUAACCCUCUACCGCCUGACCCGUUCUGCUCUGACGCUCGGCGCGCUCUUUUUCUUCCCGUUUCUCGUCUUCGUCGCCUCGGUUAGCUUUUCCUUUUGACCUCUGGAAUUCCCAUCCCCACCCAAGACAGACUGUGACCUACAGAACCCCGUAAGGGAACAGUGCAACAGACCCAAGAUGGCGGAGGAAGCGCCAGGAUUCCGCCAACCGAUCAAGAGCAUUGCGGUCAUCAAGGGGAAGCCAGCCAAGUUUGAAGCCAUAGUGACAGGUACCCCUGAACCAGAAGUGUCAUGGUACGUAAACGGAAAGGAGGUGGCUUCCACAGACAAUACUAAAAUCUCGCGAGAAGAAGGCGGGCGCGUGAGUCUCGUGCUGACGUCAGUGACCGAUGAUGGCGGGAACAUCGCAUGCACCGCAAGGAACUCUGGGGGCACGGCCUCCAGCACUGCCAAGCUCGUUGUUAGAGAACCCCCUGACUUCGUCCAGAGACUGAAGAGCCAGCGGGUGAAGGAAGGGUCCCGUGUGGAAAUGGUGGUGAGGUUCAAGGGCACGCCCAUGCCCAAGAUCCGGUGGUACCGAGAGAGGGCGGAGCUUCAGAGCACAGAGGACUUCAGGAUCGUGACGGAAGGCGACACGAGCCGGCUCGUCAUCGAGGAGGUUUAUGAGGACGACUCCGGGAAGUUCAGCGCGACGGCAACCAACGUGGUGGGGAGGGUCAUCUCUGCUGCCCACCUCAUGGUCACAGAUACGACCCCACCUGCGACUCCAACAGGACGUCUGAGUACUCCCGGCAAGCUGACACCCGGAGCCUCCCCGGGACUCGCGCCUUCCCCCGCCGGAGCCGCGGCCGCUCCCGUGACUCCCAUGACAGGAGCACCCGUGCCCAAGGACGCGGCGGUCGUCAAGCCUCUCGCUGUCAAACCUGCAGAAGAACCAGCUCCUGUCGCAGUGAAAGCAGGAGAAAAAAGACCUGCAGAAGUUAAGGCCGGAGAAAUACCAGCUGCCAAGAAGGUGGCAUCAAAGGAGGAUGAACAGAAGCCUGUUCCAAUGGAAGUGGACCAAGCGGCCGGGAAAGCCGCGGGGGAAGCCGGGAUACCUAGGGUUGCUGGAGACGGCCAAGAGGAAGUCAGGCCAGCCGCGGAGGGUACAGAUAAAGAAGCUAAAGCAUUCCCAAGUCCUCUGGGAGUAAAAGCGAGUGACGUAGCUGACACGUCAGUGACCCUAAAGUGGACCCCCGUGACGGGCGCCACGGACUACAGAGUUGCGGUGACCCCGCCCGACGGUCAGGUCGUUGACCCGGUGGGAGGACCGUCCGUCUGGGAGCGGACCGUGGCUGGGCUCCGUCCCGGGCAGGAGUACGUCUUCACCGUCACCGCCAUCGGGCAGGAAGGGCAGAGCAAUCCUUCUAAGCCAGUGAAAAUAAGCACAGCGGGUGCAACUGGAAAGGCCAAGGUGAUCUCUCCUCAGACGGGGAAGAAGAAACAAGCUAGCGUGGAGGGUGGGAAACUGUCGCGGGAGGGAAGUGCCGAAGACACCGUCACAUCUCCGAGUCAGCUCCGCCGGCAAGGUGAUCUGGUCAGGUCUCCCAGUCAGUUACGGAGACAAGGGACCGACGACUCGGCCUCCGUGAGUUCAUUCCACACGGCAACGGGUGAGGAGGUCAUGUCCAUCAGCUCGUACGCCACAGCAGAAGCCGGCACCCAGGAAGGGGCAUCAGAGGUCUCUACAAUAGAGGAAAUGUCGGAAGGAGAAGAGGACGAGUUGUCGGGAGCACCGGAGUUCAACAGGGGCCUGGGGAGCUGCCAGGUGGCCAGAGGCGAGUCCGUCAGAUUCGAGUGCGAAAUCUCCGGAUCCCCGCCUCCUACCAUCAUAUGGCUCAAGGACGGCAAAGAGAUUGACGAAGAUAACCAACACUUUGCUAAGUAUGGUGACGACGGUAGUUUUGCGCUGGUCAUCACUAACGUCACCGAUGCCGACUCGGGUGCGUACAGUUGCCAAGCGACCAACAAGAAGGGACAGGCAACUAGUACCGCGGAACUCACCGUCAAACCACAUUCAAUUGGUGGAGAAGAAACGAGAGGUGAGAAAAUCGCGCCGAUAUUCGCGGCGAAACUGACUGGUGCCAAGGUGGCAGAGGGAGCAGAUGCCCGAUUCGACUGCGUGGUCGCAGGGACACCUGGGAUUGAGGUCAGGUGGUUCAAAGAUGGCGUCCCUGUGGGCAAUGGCGGCAAUCGGCUGCUCACGUUCAGAGGGGACGGCAGUUGCUCACUGGACGUCAAGGACGUCACCUGUGAUGACGCCGGCGUGUACGAGGUGCAGGCUGCUAACAUCGCGGGGACAACAAAGUGUUCGGCUCUGCUGGUUGUACAACAACUGGAACAAAAGAACUCCGUCCAUACACAUAAGCCGGCCUCCCAGCCCGUGUCCUUAGCCACAAUACAGGAGGAGGUCAAAGUCCAAGAUUUAAAGCCACCGACAGAAAUCAGUGCUUCAUACGUGAGUGAUACAGCCAUCACGGUGUCGUGGAAACCUGUUGCCGGGGCCACCGAUUAUAACGUCAUAGUCAGUCCGGCCGACGGCGUGGUAAGAGGCUCCGACGACGGGCCGACAUUUCCCGAGAGAAGAGUCGAAGGGCUUAAGAGCGGUACCGAGUACACGUUUACGGUCGUGGCCACCCGGAAAAACGGCCACGCUGUUGCCGGUGUGCCGUUGACCCAGACGACCAGAGAGGUUCCUACACCCGGUGCUUUACGUUCCGAAUCAGUGACAGACACCGGGUUGACGCUGGCCUGGCUGCCGACGCCCGGCGCUACAGACUACGAGGUUAGCAUCAGCCCACCCGGCGGAGACGUCCACCCGCCCAGCGGAGCGACCACCGAGCCCCAGCGGGUCAUCAGUGGGCUCGAACCCGGCAAAGAGUACGAAGUCACCGUCACGGCUAAGAUCGGCAACAAACGCAGCGCGCAGGGCGAGUCAUUUAAGGUUACGACAAAACCUCUUGGCACGCCUGCGGGAUUCAGUGCCAAUAAGAUCACAGACAACAGCAUGUUCGUCUCGUGGACGCCUGUCAGCGGUGCAACUGACUACGAAGUCAAACUGGACCCACCGGCCGGCGAGGUGAAGCCGACGGAGAAAGGCUCGACUGUCGCCGAGCGGCAGCUGACCGGGCUGUCCGGCGGGAUUGAGUACCGCAUCAGCGUGGGCGCCAAGAACCAGAAGGGCGACCUGGUGUGGGCGGAGCCUUUCUCAGUCGAAACAAAAGACCUGCCCACCCCAAGCGGAACAGGCGUGUCUGGUUUAACGGAUAAUGAGAUGACGGUGACCUGGGCGCCUGUCCCCGGAGCCACAGACUACGUCCUCAAGGUCCAGCCGCAGGUCGGCGAGGUCCAGGUGCCACCGGAGGGGCCGGGAGAGGCCAGGCGGCACCUGACCGGACUGUUACCGGGAGUAGACUACACCAUCGUGGUGGAGGCAAAGGGUGACAAGCGGAAGAGAAGCGCGCCAUGCGCACCAAUGAAAGUGAAGACUAAGGCCCUGUGCAGCCCUUCGGACAUCAAGACCAGUAGCGUGACGGCCAGUUCAGCGACGUUAGAGUGGGAGAUGGUGCCAGGCGCCACCGACUACAAAGUCCACAUGGAGCCGUCGGACGGACAGGUGACCAAGCCUAAGAAAGGUGGACACCUUCCUCAGCGCGAGGUCAAGAACCUGACCCCUGGGAAGGAAUACGUCUUCACCAUCACCGCCGUCAGCCCUGCUGGGAACAGUGCGCCGUCUGAGGAAGUCAAGAUUGGGACUCCAGAAAUUGCGGGUCCGUCUGACCUAAAAGUACCAACCGUCACGGACACGGAAGCCACCCUGUCCUGGGCUCCUGUCCCCGGAGCCAAGGAUUACAAACUCCGGACACAGCCAAAGCACGGAGACGUGGCCACGCCCACGGGUGACGCAACUUCCGCUCAGAGAACAAUAUCCGGUUUACACCCGGGAAAUUACAGCGUGUACGUUAGCGCCGUGACAGACCAGGGCGUCGGAGCGGAGUCCCAGCCUGCCCACAUCAAGACCAAGGCUUUGCCUUGUCCUUGCUCCCUCAAUGCUUCGGAGGCGACCGACUCGGAGUUUAAAGUGGCAUGGCUUCCCGUAGAGGGAGCGGAGUACUACGUAGUAACGAUAGAUCCGCCCGGCGGUCAAGUGUCGGAAGUGACGGGCAACCCGUCCACGCCGGCCCGCGUUAUCAGCGGACUGGAGGCCGGGAGGGAAUAUCGGGUAUCCGUCACGGCUACUGGCAAGAAAGGAGAUAGUGCUCCCUGUGAACCAUUCAGCGUGAAAACGAAAGUUCUUUGCGCCCCAGCCGGUAUUUCCGCUACCGCUAUCACGGCCUCAAGCUUUGAGGUGACCUGGACGCCAGUCCGGGGUGCGUCCGAGUAUGAAGUGAGAAUGAACCCGGAUUCCGGAAAAGUCGAGGUCCCGGAGGAUGGCCCUUCAGCACCAAGGAGAAGUAUCACUGGGCUGAGUGCCGGAAUUGAGUACCAAAUCACAAUCGUGGCAAAGAAGGAAAGUGGAGCCGCACAGCCAAGUGAACCGUUCAUGGUGAAAACGCGAACCUUACAAUCUCCAAAAGGCCUGAAUGCCCCAUGGGUAACCGACUCAGAUCUUACCCUGACUUGGGCGAAAGUUCGCGGGGCGACUGACUACGCCGUCCGGCUGCAGCCGCCAGCAGGGGAGGUUACCGAGACGGAGAACGGUCCGACGGCGCCCGAGCGGCGUGUCACGGGCCUUCUCCCGGGAACGGAGUACAAAAUCUCGGUGGAGGCCGUCGGCUCGGAAGGACGCAGUUCCCCGAGUUACAUCAAAAUUGCAACAAAACCACUAAGAGCGCCGUUCGACCUGGCGGCGACGUCGAUCACCGAUCGGACAAUGCUGGUAUCGUGGCCGGCAGUCCCGGGUGCCACCGACUACAGGGUCACGAUGGACCCGCCCGACGGGGAGGUGACGGUGGCCCGAAACGCUAUCGCGGAGUCCAAGCGGGAAAUCAAGGGACUGCAGCCUGGCAAAGAGUACCAAAUCACCGUGCUGGCGCUCAGUCCUGUGGGCUCCAGUGCACCUUCCGAGUCGUUCGUUGUCAAGACGAGAGCUCUAGCGGCUCCGUCCAGCAUUUCUCCGGCUACUGUCACGGAUAAUAGCGCUGGCCUGAAGUGGACCGCAGUCCCUGGCGCCACAGACUACACGCUUACUGUGGAACCUGCCGGCGGAGAGGUGUGGGAGACCCAGGCUGGGCCUGGAGACCCCGAGCGGGUCAUCACGGGACUGCAGUCCGGGACAGAGUACGAGAUUACCGUGUCGGCCACGGGACCCGACGGAACUAGUGCACCGAGUGAAAGGAUAAAGAUAAAGACAGAAGCUUUGGCUGCCCCGUCGGAAAUAAAGCAAGCCACGGUGGCUAACGAGGAGAUCGUCCUGAAGUGGAACCCGGUUCCCGGGGCCACGGACUAUGAGCUGACCGUGGAGCCCCCGGCCGGAGACAUCGUGGCCAUGAAGGGAGGCCGUGCCCGGCCCAUGCGCCGCCUGACCGGACUGACCCCCGGCACCGAGUACAAGAUCGUCGUGGUGGCAAAGGACGCAAAAGGGAACGCAAGGAAGUCCGAUACCAUCUCGGCAACUACUCUAAACAUUCCAAAGGCCGAGGGCCUACGAGCCUACGACAUUACCGACACAACAGUUUACCUACGAUGGGCCGCGAUCUCCGGGUCCAAGGACUACACCAUCAACCUCAGACCGUCCGCCAUCGCCUCGGUCAGCGCGCCCGAGAACGACAUGAGGACGCCCGAGCGGCUGGUGCAGGGACUGCAGCCUUCUACCGAGUAUAACAUCUCCGUGUCGGCCAUCACCGCUGAUGGCCGCGGCCCCCCAUGCAACCCAGUCACUAUCGUGACCAAAGCACUCCCCAUGCCUGAGGACUUCAAGCUCGUGACUGUGACUGACGAAGCUGCAUUGAUCAGCUGGGCUCCCAUUGAAGGUGCCAAAGACUUCCAUGUGGCAGUGGAGCCGGCGGGUCCGGAGGUUGCCCCUACAGAAGCAGGUAAAGCCGCCUCUGAGCGGGUCCUGCGCGGCCUGCAGCCUGCCAGGGACUACUGGGUCACCGUUACAGCCAAGAACGAAAAGGGAGAAAGCAACGAAUCGCAGACGUUCUCUUUCAAAACUAUGGCCUUGGCCACUCCGUCUGGCUUCAAAGCCAGUCGCGUGACGGACACUACAUGCGUGCUGUCCUGGACACCCGUCUCUGGUUCUGAAGACUACACGGUGAAGGUCCAGCCCCAGGGCGGGGAAGUAGCAGUGCCCCCAGCCGGCCCGUCGGCAUCGGAGAGGCACCUGAAGGGACUGAAAGGGAAAACAACAUACACGGUUACCAUCGUCGCAACAAGCAGCAAAGGAACGAGCGCAGAGAGUCAGACAUUUACGUUCACAACAACAGAGCUUCCGUCGCCCUCUGGUGUUGAAGUGUCCUCAGUGACAGCCUCGGGCCUAGUGUUGGCGUGGAGUCCUGUCUCCGGUGCCACCGACUACAUCGUCACGUCGGAGCCGGACGCCAGGGUGUCUCCCGGGGAAGGCGGAGGCAAGAGCGAUGCCAAGCGGGUGGUGUCUGGUCUCGAACCUGGAACUGAGUAUACAUUCACAGUAGUGGCCGUCAGCACGGAGGGCUCCAGUGCCGCAUGUGAACCUGUUAAAGUUAAAACCAGAGUUCUGGACACGCCUGCUAAGAUUGAGGCCGCUACGGCAACAACCAACACGGCUGUGAUCACAUGGACGGCCGUGAAGGGGGCGACCGACUACAAGCUGGUGGUGGAACCUCCUGGAGCUGAAGUCCUGGUAGACAAGGAGGGACCUGCCGCUCCCAAGAGAAUACUGAAGGGACUGCACCCUGACACACAUUACCAUGUCUAUGUAACAGCCAUCAGUGCAGCUGGGGAGAGCACACAGUCAGAAGCUUUGGAGAUUCAAACUGCCGCGCUGCCAAGCCCUGCACGUCUGAGCGCACCGACAGUCACAGACAGGAGCGUGCUCGUCUCCUGGGCUCCGACAGAGGGCGCCGAGGAGUACAUCGUUAAGGUGCAGCCUGAGUGUGAAGUAGUGCCGACAGCAGGAGGACCGGGCGCCCCUGAGAGAGAACUCAGGAACCUGAAGCCAGCCACGGAGUACACUAUCCGGGUAGCUGCCAGGGGACCGCUGGGAACAAGCGCUGACAGCGAACCUUUACCGAUCCGGACAAAUGCGCUGCCUACUCCAUCUAAGGUCGAGGUGCCUUUCGUCUCCGAUAAGGAGGUCAGAGUGUCUUGGCCGGCGGUGCCUGGUGCUACCGACUACCACGUGAAGACCCAGCCGGAGGCCAGUGUACAGCCCGGGGAGGGCGGUCCUGGUGCGCCAGAGAGAGUCGUCACCGGACUGAAACCCAACACGGAGUACAGCAUCAGAGUCGUGGCGCUCACCAAGGAAGGUAGCAGCGCCAUGACUGAACCUGUGAAAGUCACCACCAAAGCUUUGGAAACGCCUUCCAAGAUCCAGCCUGCCUCAACAACUGCUGACAUGGCCGUGAUCACCUGGUCGGCAGUGAAGGGGGCUACCGACUACAAGGUAGUCGUAGAACCCUCCGGACCUGAGGUCCAAGUAGACAAGGAGGGGCCAGCCGCUCCUAAGAGAAUACUGAAGGGACUGCACCCUGAUACCGAGUAUACUGCCUAUGUGACGGCUGUUAGCGAUGCUGGAGACAGCACACAGUCAGAACCAUUCAAGCUGAGAACCCCCGGUCUGCCAGUGCCGGCACGUUUAGGUACACCGACAGUCACAGAUAGGAACGUGAUCGUCUCCUGGGCUCCGAUAGAGGGUGCCGAGGAGUACAUCGUUAAGGUGGAGCCUGAGUGUGAAGUAGUGCCGACAGCAGGAGGACCGGGCGCUCCUGAGAGAGAACUCAGGAACCUGAAGCCAGCCACGGAGUACAUCGUCAGGGUAGCCGCCAAGUUUCCUCAAGGAGUGAGCGCUGAGAGCGAACAUUUAGCCAUUCGUACAAAUGCGCUUCCUGCUCCUACUGGCGUCGAGGUGCCUUUCGUCUCCGAUAAGGAGGUCAGAGUGUCUUGGCCGGCGGUGCCUGGUGCUACCGACUACCACGUGAAGACUCAGCCGGAGGCCAGUGUCCAGCCCGGGGAGGGCGGUCCUGGUGCGCCGGAGAGAGUCGUUACCGGGCUGAAUCCUAAGACGGAAUACAGCAUCAAAGUCGUGGCGCUCACGCAGAAGGGUAGCAGCGCCUUGUCAGAGCCCGUUAAAGUCACCACUAAAGCACUUCCACGACCGAAUGAAAGCAAAGUCAAGUCGGUUACGGACAACAGUGCCAUCAUUACAUGGACCGGUAUCCAGGGGGCUGCGGACUACCAAAUCUCUGUAGAGCCCAAAUGUGAAGUCAGGCAGACUAAAAAAGCUACCGCCCCAGAGAGGGAGCUGAGGGGUCUGUUGUCAGGCACAGAGUACACCGUCACCAUCACCGCCGUCGGGAAGUCAGGAACAAGUGCCGUGUCCGAACCGCUUAUCGUCCGAACCAAAGCCUUGCUGCCUCCCGCGGAUGUACGAGCCUCGUCCGUGACGGACUCCAGCCUUCUCCUGGCCUGGAAGCCCGUGGAAGGGGCCACGAGCUACAUCAUCAGUACGGAGCCGGACAAGGCCCGGGUACAGCUAGUGGACGACUCCAAGGGGAAGGAAUCCCCCGAGCGACUGUUGACUCAGCUUUGGCCCAACACAGAAUACACCUUAACCAUCAUAGCCGUCAACAACGACGAGUCCAGCAUGGAGUGCGAGCCUUUCAAAGUCAAAACUCUAGCAUUGUCUAAACCGUCAAGAGUCACGGCUGGAAAAGUAGGAGACACGUCCGCUCUCCUGGUAUGGGCUCCGGCUGAGGCGGCGACAAACUACGUACUGACAGUCAACCCUCCCGCCGAAGUCGUACCAACUGACAAGGGUCCGUCCGGCCCUGAGAGGGUCCUAAAGGGGUUGAAAACGAACACGGAGUACACCGUUAGCGUCACCGCAAAGAACCCAGAUGGCACAAGCGCUCCAUCAGAUGAGUUUGUCUUCAAAACUAAAGCAUUGCCGUCACCCGAACAGCCCAGCCAAGCGGCGGUCACCGACACAACCGCCACUGUGACUUGGGCCGCUGUACCAGGGGCGACCGACUACGUCGUGAAGGUGGACCCUGAGGGACAAGUUAUGGAGACGGCAGACGGGGCCGGAGCGCCUGUAAGGCAGAUACAGGGACUGAAGCCCGGCACAGAGUACAAGGUUGUUGUUUCUGGAAAGGGGGAGAAGGGCGACGGCGCAGAAUGUGAACCAAUCGUCAUCAAGACCAACCCUUUGCCUUCCCCCGCUGCCGUCAAACCCACCUCGGUGGAGGAUAACAAGCUGACCCUGGGUUGGUCGGCCGUACCAGGAGCUACUGACUACAAGAUUGUCUCCAGCCCGGAGGACGUACAGGUGGUGACACGGAAGGGCGGCCGUGCUGACUCCGAGCGGGUCAUCACUGGUCUCCGCCCCGGUACAGAGUACUCCUUCUCCGUGGUCGCUGUGUGUCCUGACGGAAACAGUGCACAGACAGAACCAGUUAAAGUCACCACGAAAGCAUUGCCGACGCCAGGCGGUGUGAAGGCCGGGACCGUUGAAGACACCACCGCUACGGUCGUCUGGUCCAACGUUCCCGGUGCAUCUGACUACACGGUGCAGGUGGAGCCCACAGGUGAAGUUGUUCUGACCAAAGAAGGUCCCGCGGCCCCGGUAAGGGAGAUCAGGGGCCUUCAGGCUGGGCAAGAGUACAGAGUUGCCGUUGUCGGGAAAGGACCGAGUGGGGAGAGCGCUCCUUGUGAACCUAUCUCCAUUAAAACAAAUGUCCUUGCAACUCCAUCCGGCAUCAAGCCGUCGACCAUUGACGACAACAGUGUGACCCUGGCUUGGACCUCGGUACCAGGUGCAACGGAUUACGUCAUAUCCGGUGUGCCCGAUGGAGCUAAGGUGUCGGCGGGUAAGGACGGCCCUGCAGGUGCCGAGAGAGUCGUCACCGGUCUGCAGGCAGCGACUGACUACUCCAUCUCCGUAACAGCUGUUAGCUCUAAGGGCGAAAGUGGUGCUGGGCAGCCAGUACGAAUCACGACAAAAGCACUUCCAACUCCCGAUGAUGUGGCCGUCAGCUCGUCCGCUGACAGCGCUACGAUAACCUGGGCACCUGUUCCCGGCGCUAAGGACUAUGACAUAGUCACCGACCCUCCCGCAGAGGUCUCACCGACAGACAAAGGACCGUCGGCCGCUGAGAGAGUGGUCAAGGGUCUGAAGCCAGGCACGGACUACGAGGUGAAGAUUGCUGCCACUAACGACAAGGGCGUAAGCAACCCAUGUCGGCCUGUGAAGUUUUCUACGAAAGCUUGCCAAAGGCCAACGGGUGUGAAGUCACCUUCAUUAACUGACAACCAGGCGACCAUUACGUGGAGUCCCGUACCCGGUGCGACCGACUACCGCGUCCUUGUGGAGCCGGCGGAAGGUUCCGUGAAACUACCAGCAGGGGGACCAGGGGAGGCAGAGAGGACCAUCGUGGGUCUGACCGCUGGAGCAGAGUACACGGUGUCGGUGAUCGGCAUGACAGAGAAAGGCUCUGGAGAGGCCAGCGAACCGGUCAAAAUCACCACAAGAGCAUUACCUGCACCGUUGGGGGUGAAAGCCUCAGCGGUGAAAACGACGUCGGUUACAUUGUCGUGGUCUCCCGUGACUGGCGCCCAAGAUUACCGGGUCGAAGUGGUGCCAAAGGCCGGCAGAGUCAUGCAGCCUAUCGGCGGACCCGCAACUUGGGAACGCAAGAUUGUAGGCCUCGAACCUCUUCAAGACUACGAGUUCACCGUAGUCGCUGUACAAGAUAAAGAAGAAAGUCUUCCUUCAAAAACUCUGAAAGUCACCACCGUCCCGGCAGACAAAGUGGAACCAAAGGUUCAGAAAAAGGAGGAGGUCAAAGUCGCAAAAGAGGAGGCAAAGCCUGUUACAGCUGAAGAGAAAGUUGUACCUCCAACUGCGCCUGCGCAAUUGAAACCAACGGAGCCAGCUACUGUGCCAGCGGAGGCAGCUGCACCGACUGAAAAGGAAAAGAAGAAAGUCCCCCCAACACCUGAAGCGAUCACUCCUACAGCUGAGCCGACUGCCCCAGUCCCACCUGAAAAAGUACCAGUUGUCCCCACAGCAGAAAAGGAAGCUGAAAAGAAAGAAGGCACACCUGCAGUUCCAGUUCAAGUGCCUGCCGAAGUGGAAAAGAAACCCGAGGAAAAGGUACCACCACCAGCUCCCAAAGCAGAAGUUAAUGCCACAGUGGAACAGAAACGUGACGAAAAACUACCUCCGACAUUCCCAAAAGCAGAGGUUAAGCCCUCAGAGGAGAAGGAACGGGAUGAACAAGCAAAGCCUACAUUGCCUGUGUCUGUCCCAACAGACAGGCCAGUCGCUGUCGCCCCAACGGACGCAAAAGAGGCCGAGAGAACCGCUGAACAAGGAGAGCCAAAACAGGUGAUCCCAAGCAAGGUGGAGUCGCUGGAAGCAGAUAAAGAGACGGCCGUCCUCAAGACACCCACUGAGACUGAGACAACUCAGGUCGUUCAACAGAUUACAGAAGAAAAGGUGUUGCAUCCUUCAAAGCUGAAGGAAGAUGUACAGGAAAAACCGAAAGAGGUCGUUAUUCAGAAGAAGACUCGUGAAACAACGGAGACCAAGACAUUGCCUGUCGACGAGACACCAACAAAACCUCCAACAGGGAAAAGUGCCACUGCGGAGGUAGCUGUUCCCAAGACGCCCCUUGAGGCUACGAAGGCGGCCGUUCCUGUCGAAGAACCUGCAGUGGAAAAACCUUCCAAGGACCAGCCGAAAAUGGAGCAUACCCAAGAAAAAAAGACGGAAGCAGUCAUUGAGAAGAAACUCCCCGAGGCAGUUGGCGAAAUACCCCCGACAGAGAAGGGUGUUGAAGAAAAAGCAAAGGAGGCUGAUUCCAAGGUACCCACUGAGGCAGGAGAUGCGGUCGCCAUCAGAGAAGUCACGGUAUCAGAGCCGUCAAAACUCACAACAGAGAAAGAUGUCCCAGUCAAGAAGACUGUCCCCGUCAAGGAAGACGCCGUUCCCAUUACUUCUGCCGAGAAAGGUAGAGACGCUGCAGCCCCGAAGAUCCCUCGCGAGGAAGUCAAUAUUACCCCUGAGAAGCCAGUAGAGGUGGUAAGCAAAGACGUGGAGAAAAAAGAGCCGAGUCGUCUAAAACAAGAGGCCUUACCUGGCGCUGAGAAGAAACCAACGGAGGCUCCAGUCCACAAGAAACCAGAAGAUGCUGCUCCUUCCAAGAAGCCAACAGGUAAGGAAAGAAAAGAAACUGUACCAAUGGAAAAGCCACCACAAGUGGUGGCCACCACUAAAGAAGAAGAGGUCCGAGGACCAGAGAAGCCACCGUACGAAGCGUUUUCAAUAGAAAGAGGGGAAGAUCUUGUCACGAAACCACCGACUGAGGUACCCAAGACAGAACCUUCUACCAAACCAAAGGUCCUUCAGGCCAAACUAAAAGAAGAGUCACAACCAAAACCGGGUCUGCAAGAAAAGGUGACUGAACUGCAACGACAGAAACUGGGCGUGCCAGUGGAAAAGCCAACGGUCGAAGAAAAACUGGAAGAAAGGCCGACAACUUUAGAGGCAGUAGAGGAGUUGAUGGGAGCUGUCGCGGUCCCCGGACCCGGCGCGGUUCCAAAAGGCAAGAAAGAACAACCCCGGGAGGCUAUACCAGAGGGCGAGGCCGCUAAACCCGAGGCAGUUGUUGCUAAACAGAAAGAAGCCGCUAAAGUGCUCCCAGCUCCUGCCGAAGUGAGGCUGAACCAUGUGUCAGAGUCCGGCAUGUCGCUGGGCUGGUCGCCUGUCCCCGGCGCGACCCGGUACGAAGUCGCCGUUCAAACAGAAGGAAUAGAACUUCUCACAGGAAAGACGACGAACAUAGAGUACAAGAUAGACGGUCUAAAACCGAGCAAGAAGUAUCAUUACAGUGUAACUGCCAUUGGACCUGACGGAACCAGAAGUGCCCCCAGCAAAACAUUCCAUCAAAUGACUAAAGCUCUUUCCACACCUGGUGGCAUCAAGCCAUCGUCGCUGACGGAGACCGGCGCCACCAUCGCAUGGAAGCCCGUCCCAGGCGCCACCAACUACAGCGUGUCUGUGUCCCCGGCCCACGGCAGGGUCCUGGAGAGCAGCGGUGGAGCGUCGGGGGCCGAGAGGCGACUGACCGACCUGCAGCCCAACACCGAAUACACGGUGUCCAUCGCGGCCGAGGGAGUCAAGGGAACCAGUGCCACCUCUGCACCAGUUGUGAUCAAGACCAAAGAUGACGAAGAAAGGAAACGGCGAGAAGCUGAAGAGCUCAGGCAGAAGCAGCAAAAAGAGGAAGAAGAACGAAAACAACAGGAGCUUCUUCAAAGGCAGAAGAAGGAGGAGCAGGCACUUCUCGAGAAGCAGCGCAAGGAGGAAGAACAAAGAAAACAACAAGAACUUCUUGACAAGCAACGUAGAGAAAAGGAGGAAAAGGAUCUUCUCGAAAAGCAAAGAAGAGAAGAAGAACAGAGAAAACAGCAAGAGCUCGAGAAACAACGCCAAGAAGACAAGAAGCAAAAAGAACUCGCUGAGAAGGAGAGACUAGCGGAAGAACAAAGAAAACAACAGGAGCUUCUCGACAAACAACGCCAAGAAGAAGAACGUAAACAGAAAGAACUUCUCGAAAAGAAGAGCAAAGAAGACGAGGAGGCUCGGAAAAAGAAAGAACUUGAAAAACAACAAAGAGAGGAGGAAGAUAGGAAGCAAAAAGAACUCCUCGAGAAACAGCGCAAACUUGAAGAAGAGAAAAAACAAAAGGAACUUCAAGAAAAACAGAGGCAGGAGGAGGAACAAAAGAAACAGCUUGAACAGCAGCGCAAAGAGGAAGAAGACCGCAAACAAAAAGCUCUCCUCGAAAAGAAACGCAAAGAGGAGGAGGAGCGAAAACAAAAGGAACUUCAAGAAAAACAGAGGCAGGAGGAGGAACAAAAGAAACAGCUUGAACAGCAGCGCAAAGAGGAAGAAGACCGCAAACAAAAAGCUCUCCUCGAAAAGAAACGCAAAGAGGAGGAGGAGCGAAAACAAAAGGAACUUCUAGAAAAGCAAAAGAAGGCAGAAGAGGAGAAAAAACGAAAGGAACUCGAGAAGAAAAAGUUAGAAGACGAAAAGAGACAAAAAGAAGAAGAACGUAAGAAGAAAGAACUUCUCGAGAAAAAGAAGAAAGAAGAAGAACAAAAGCAGAAAGAGCUCCUCGAGAAAAAGAAGAAAGAAGAGGAAGAUCAGAAACAGAAACAGCUCCUCGAAAAGAAGAAGAAAGAGGAAGAAGCCGCUGCAGCUGCUCCUGAGGAGAAAGUAAAGAAAGUUCCCGCCUGGUUAAAGCGAAGACAGGAGGAGGAACAACGGAGGAAAGAGGAGGAGGAAAAAGCCAAAGCACGGGCUGGGGAAAAGAAAAUACCUGCCUGGUUGAAAAGAAGACAAGAGGAGGAGGAGAAGAGAAAGAAAGAAGAAGAACAGAAAGCCAAAGCCCCUCCUGCAGAAAAGAAAGUGCCCGCCUGGAAGCAAAGACAACUAGAAGAGGAGGAAAAGAAAAAGAAAGAGGCUGAAGAGAAAGCCAAAGCUCCUCCUGCAGAAAAGAAGGUACCCGCCUGGAAGCAAAGACAACUAGAAGAGGAGGAAAGGAAGAAAAAGGAAGCUGAAGAGAAAGCCAAAGCUCCUCCUGCAGAAAAGAAGGUACCCACCUGGCGGCAAAGACAACAAGAAGAGGCGGAAAAGAAAAAGAAGGAGGCUGAAGAGAAAGCCAAAGUUCCUCUUGCUAAGAAAGUUCCUCCAGAAGAAAAGAAGCCGGUCGCUCCUCCGACAGAAAAGAAAGCUCCGCCCGCAGAAAAGAAGGUUCUGCUAGUUGAGAAGGAAGAAAAGAAGGUGGAAGAAGAACCCAAAGCGGUGGCCGAAGUUGUCGAACCUCCUCUAGAGCAAGAGGUUGAACAGGAGGAAGAACCAGAAGAAUUUUCGACCGGAAUCUCGGCCUUUGCCGAAGCACGACAGGCAGCUAUGGAACAACAGUCAGUCGAAGUCCGACAAGCUGCUCCCGUGGUCACCAUCGAUGCUUCAGCAUACGCAGCCAUGGCAAUUGCCCACUACCCUACCUCUGUGAGGACGUCCCAGGUGCAGGACCGUACCCUCAUGCUGAACUGGGACCCGGUGGUGGGCGCAGAAGAUUAUGACGUCAGCUUCGACCCUUGUGGUGACGCCGAGGUGUUCCUGACUGACUAUGGUCCUGUCGCCCCCAUGCGGAAGAUCAGGGGACUGAAGCCCUGUAAAACAUACAAGAUCACCGUCUCGGCCAAGAAAGCCAACAAGGAGAGGACGAAGGAAAGUGAAGUGAUCAAGGUCACGACUAAAGCUCUUCCUUCGCCUUCUGAAUUCCGCGCCAUCCGAUGUCUGGACAACAAAGUACUGUUUGGCUUUGACGCCGUGUACGGAGCCACCAGCUACAUUGUGGGUACCGACUCCAAGGAGGGCGUGUCACGGGUCACCAGGAUGGACUAUGACCGGGUAGAGGUGGAGAUCAGCGAUCUCCUCCCGGCUACAGAGUACCAGGUUACUGUCACGGCGCAGGGGCCAAAGGGUGUAAGCGCCCCGUCUAAAUACUUCACCAUCGGAACGAAGGUCAUAACCGAGCCUGAGGACCUGGUCGCCAAGGCGGACUCCGAGAACGACAUGACCGUGACGUGGUCGCACGUGAAGGGGGCAACAGACUACGAGUUUCUCAUCAGCCCUGAAGGCAAGGUGAGGGAAUCCGGUGCGACUGCCCGGAAGGUCUCCGGCCUGAAGCCUGGAGUGGAGUAUAGGAUCUCCGUGGCCGCGAAGAAAGGCGAGCUGGUCGGCUCAUCAGCAGUUACCAGGAGCUUUACCAAAGCCUUGGCACGACCUGAGAGUAUGCGCUGCGUGUCCGCCUCCGACACGUCAGUGAUAGUGGCCUGGAACCGUGUCCAGGGUGCCACCGGAUAUGACGUAGAGACCAGACCUGCCGGAGGAACCGCCAUCACGCCUAAACUCCCCGGCGCUCCGGAGAGGGAGAUCACCGGCCUGAGGCCCGCCACGGAGUACCAGAUCAUCAUCACGGGCAGGAGCUCCAGAGGGGACGGGCUGGCAUCUCAACCACUCAAGGUUAAAACAAAAGCAUUCGGUGCUGUCUCUAGCAUCAGGGUCACCAAUUGCACCGACACAACAGCGACCAUCCGCUGGUCACCGGUCAACGGCGCGACGUCGUACGACGUUAAACUUGACCCGUCUGAGGGGAGAAUACGUCAGACGAACGGUUCUCAAAGCCCGGAGAGACAGAUUACCGGGCUGGUACCCAACAAGGAGUACAGCGUCAUCAUCGUACCGAAGAGUGCCAGCGGCGAGGGGUCCGUCAACAAGCCUUUCACCUUCACCACCAUGGCCCUGUCCACGCCAAGUAAUAUCAAGGUGACUGACAUCACAGAAGAAGGCCUGAGUCUGACCUGGGACGAGGUUCCCGGUGCCUACGACUACAGCGUGUGGAUGGACCCUCCGGGAGCUACCAUCAUCCCGGGCUCGGGGGGUGCCAGGGCGCCCGAGAGGCACAUCAGCCGGCUGAAGUCUAACAAAGAGUACUCCAUCACCAUCGUGGCCGAGAGUCCCCGGGGAGACAGCUGCCGCAGCGACCCUGUGGAGGUGACUACAGAAGCCUUGCAUGGCCCCACCGGACUGAAGACCACCAACAUCACCCAAACCGGGAUGAGGUUGUCCUUCAACCCGGUUGCUAAUGCCCGUGACUACGAGGUGGUCCUGAGGCCCCGGCUCGGUACCGUGUUCGCGCCCGGCCGGGGUAACGACCCCUCCCAGCCGGAGAGAAUCAUCGAAGAUCUGAAGCCCAACACGGAGUACGACAUCUCUGUUAUUGCCGUCACCAAUAAGGGCGUCAAGAGCGAGGUCUCCAAGAGCAUCAAGAGGAGGACCUACGCGUUUCCUCCCCCCUCGGGAGUCACAGCUACCUCCACCACGGGGACGACCGUGGCCCUUCAGUGGCCCGCCGUGACCGGGGCGGACAACUACACGGUAGACAUGACGCCCCGGGGCGGCGAGGCACACCGGACGGACAAAGGUGCCAGCGCUCCCGAGCGUCUGGUCAAGGGACUGCAGCCGGGAACAGUUUACGAAUUCUCGGUGACCGCAAAGGGCAAGGGAGGACAGAGUCCGCCUGGGGAGACAUUCAAACAUAGGACGAAAGAUCUGGUCUCACCGAAAGGUUUCGAGGCGUCCAGUGUGACAGACAGCAGCAUGGUUCUGUCCUGGACACCCGUGAAGGGCGCCAACAAGUACAACGUCACUACUACCUCCUUCGAGAAGACAACAGAGUCUAGCGCUGGAGAGGCAACUACUGAGAUCAAGGGCCUGAAGGAGAGCACAGAGUACACCUUCGUCGUCACGGCGGAGGGACAUCUCGGUAAAAGCGCCCCUAGCGCUCCGUUUGCGCACACCACCAGAGCCAAACCUGCUCUGAAAACACCAGUAGGUCUGAAGGCUUCGUCGGUGACCCACAGUUCUAUGACCAUCACAUGGGCGCCUAUCGCCGGUGCUACCGACUACGCCUUCGAAGUCAAACCGGAGGGCGCCAACGUCGCCGUUACAACCAAGGGAAAACAAGCUCCAGAGAGACAACUAACAAACCUAAAGGAAGGCACAGAGUACAGAGUGGUUGUUCUGGCCGUUAGCAGCCAUGGCAUGAGCGCGGCCAGUGAACCUCUGAUACAGCAGACAUCCCUUGCGCUUUCCGCGCCCACUGGAUUACGGGUUACCUCCGUCAAGGAAACUUCAUUGACCGUUGUCUGGGGCUCAGUCAAAGGAGCGACCAGCUACGACGUCUCUGUCGACCCAGCCCACGGGAAGGUUGUUGCAGGACCCAGGGGACUGACCCAGCCUGAGCGGGAGCUACAGGGACUAAACCCGGGGACUGACUACACCAUCAGAGUCGUAUCCAAGGGACUGCGCGGACAGAAGAGUGCAGAUAGCGCGCCCAUCACUCAGAAAACCAAAGCCGAAGAAAAGAAGCCACAGGUAGUCCAGAAGAAGGUUGUGAAGAAGGUCGAAAAGAAGGAAGAAGUCGUAGAGAAGAAGGGGAUUAAAAAAGUGGUCCAAAAGAAGGUGGUAAAGACUGAGGAAAAGGUUGAAGAAAAGAAAGUCGAGAAAAAAGUUGUCAAGAAAGUCGAGCUCAAGAAGCCCGAGCCUAAGAAACCCGAGCCUCAGAAGAAGGUUGAAGCCAAAAAGGUCGAGCCCAAGAAGCCCGAGCCUAAGGCAGAACCUCCUCAGAAGAAACCCGUAGCACCAAAGAAGCCCGAAGUCAAGAAAGUCGAAGAAAAGAAGGAGGAAACCAUGGUGACUGAAACUGCGCAAGCCAAGGCUGAGGGCAAGCCAGCCGCGGCGCCCAAGAAGCCGGCAGGUCCAGCCAAACCCGCCGAAGAAGCAGCAGAGCCUCCAGCAGAUGCAGCGUUAAAUGGAGCAGUAGAGCCGGCUGCUGCAGAGAACGGAGUUGAGUUGAACGGGGCUGCAAACGGGCUUGUCGCUGAGAAUGGAGUCGCGGCUCCACCAGAAGCAGCUGCGGGUGAAAAACCCGCUGCACCAGCACCUGCACCAACAGAGGCACCUGCCGAGGCUCCAGCUGAGCCUCCUAAGCCUGCUGAAGCACCUGCUCCAGCUGAGCCUCCCAAACCAGAUGAGGCACCUGCUCCAGCUAAACCAGCUGAAGCACCUAAACCAGCUGAAGCACCUAAACCAGCUAAAGCACCCAAACCAGCUGAAGCACCUGCUCCAGCUAAACAAGCUGAAGCACCCAAACCAGCUAAAGCACCUGCUCCAGCUAAACCAGCUGAAGCACCCAAACCAGCUAAAGCACCUGCUCCAGCUAAACCAGCUGAAGCACCCAAACCAGCUGAAGCACCUGCUCCGGCUAAACCAGCUGAAGCAUCUGCUCCGGCUAAACCAGCUGAAGCACCUGCUCCGGGUAAACCAGCUGAAGCACCUAAACCAGCUGACCCACCAAAAGCUGCCAAACCAGCCGAGGCACCUGCUCCAGCUAAACCAGCUGAAGCACCUGCCCCAGCUAAACCAGCUGAACCACCUAAACCAGCACCUGCAGCAGAAGACGAUGACGGAAGUUCAAAAGGACCAUCUCGUAAUAACAAGUUCAAAGAGGUCCCGGAUGAGCCUGAUGUGGUACCGGAGCCCCCACCCGGCUUCAAGGAGGGCGCGCCCAAGUUCCAGCUACCGGACAACAUGAAGGAGACUAUCGAGCUGCUGGGAGGCCAACCUUGCAACUUUACUAUUCCUAUCGACGGAACCUUCAAACCAGAGAUAACAAUCAUGAAAGACAACAAGCCCAUUGAACUGGACGAGCGGGUGAAAAUCUACACAGUCGGAAACCUGUGCAAAGUCAAGAUCGCAGGCGCCGAGAGGUUAGACAGGGGGAAGUACAAGAUCGACGUGAAGACACCAAAGGGAACAGACACCACCAACUUCACCGUCAAUGUCAAAGAUACACCCUCGCAGCCCAAAGGACCCGUCAUCUUCAAGUCUGUGAUGUCCGACAACAUGGAGGUGUCAUGGCAGCUGCCUGAUGAUGACGGCGGGGCUCCUCUCCAGGGCUUCGAACUGGAGAUCUGCGAAUCCGGCAAGAAGGACUGGAAAAAGAUCGCAAACAUCAAGGACCGCAAGCACAAGGUGACUGGUUUGAAGCCGGACACCAGGUAUCAGUACCGUGUCACCGCCAUCAACGAGCAUGGCAAGAGCACGGUGCUCAAGUCGGGCAAGGUCAUGACUAAGCACCCAGAAGCGGAGGCGGCUUGGGAUGUGCAGCUGAAGAAGGUGAAGAAGGAUCCCCCAGAUCCACCACAGAACGUCCGCGUCACCAAGACGGCCAAGAAGCCCAUCACCCAGGCCCAGCUCGUGUGGGACAAGCCCAUCAGCGACCACGGCAGCCGCAUCAAGGGUUACGUGGUGGAGAGGAAGAAGGAAGGCUCCAGUGACUGGAUGAGGUUAGCUGAGGCGAAGGACUGCAAGAAGGAGGAGUUUCUUGCGACGGGCUUCUCAGAGGGCUUCGAGUACUGGAUCCGCAUCCGCGCUGUCAACGCCGGCGGGGAGAGCGAGCCGGCUCCCCUCAUGGACCCGGAGAUCCUCAAGAUCGGAGAGAAAACACCGCCGCCUCCGCCCAAACCAGUUAUGCCACCUGGCCCAGUUCAAAACCUUCAGGCCGAGGCGAAGGGAGACGGACACGUCACCAUCAACUGGAAACCGCCCAAGGACAGGUCCAACGUCACCGGCUACGUCAUCCAGAAACUGGGCGAGAACGACGAGGACUGGGUUGAGAUCGGGCACGUUGGGAACGAGAAGGAGCUUUUCAACGUGCACGGGCUCGAUUCCCGCCAAAACUACAACUUCCGUGUCAUCGCGCAGAGCAUGGCGGGAGCUGGCGAACCUGCCAUCACCGAGACUAUCUCGUUGAAGCAAUUCUUGAAACCCAGUGCGUCGACAGAUGUUUCUGCAACAGUCGAGGAGACCGAGAAAGGACAUGAGACCAACGUCAGGCUGAACUGGACGCCCCCUACGGACGGAUCCAUCAUUACAGGCUUCCGUAUUGAGAAGAAGCCGAAAAGGAGCACUGAAUGGAGCCAGAUCGUCACGGUUGGCCCAGACGAGACCACGUACCUGGUGGAGGACAUGACUCCCGAUGAGGAGUUCGACUUCCGUAUCGUCGCUGAGAGCCCGGCCGGAGACGGCAAGCCCGGCGGCACCAGCGUGCUCAUGCCCCCGGCCAAGCCGCCAGAGGUGCCGCCAGAGCUCGGCUUCUCGGAGGAGGACAUCGAGGCGCUCAAACAGGAUCUGCCCGGUCCGCUGCGCAUUGUGAAGGGGCUGACAGACCUGGAGGUCCCCAUCCGCACCACCGCCCUGUACUACUGCGUCCUCUCCAAGAUCAACAUCAUGGUGCGCUGGAUGUGCGGCUACACAGACAUCCUGCCCGGGAAGAAGUACCAGACGAAGAUCGUGGGCAGACUGCACAUCCUCUGGGUGUCCGACUGCAGAUACGACGACGAGGGCAUCUACAAGGUGGAGAUUCCCACCAAGGAGGCCUCCACUGCCAAGCUGAAGAUCAUGGAGAACUGGGCCAAGCCUGGCCGCCGCCACAACCUCAAGCCCUUCUUUGAAACCCCCCUGGUCAACUACUGGACCGACACUGGAAUGGAAGCACAGAUGACUGUCAAAUAUGGAGGCUAUCCAACACCGAAGAUCAGAUGGAACCGUGGCCUGGAGAUGAUCCGUUCAGGCCCCAAGUAUGAGUUCAUCUCAGCUGACGAUGAGGUCCAGACUCUCAUCAUUAAGAACGUGGCCGAGUCAGAUGCCGGCGAGUACACAGUCACCAUCACCAACGAGGCUGGCGAGAAGACCAGCACGGGUUCUCUCAUCGUCGGCGGCGCCGGCGCCCCUGCUGGCUUCGAGAACCAGUUCCCUCUGGGCCGGCCGAUCCGCACACACUUCACCCGGCAGGAGCUGAUGGACCUGGCCGCCGGCGGAGGUGAGGGAGGCCCCCGUGCGGACGACAUCAGCAAAGCACUGGAGCGGCUGGAGACCGAGUACAACGUCGUCAAGGGCGCCAAACGCCGCAUGAUGACCACACCCCUCUCCUGGUACCGGCAGAUGAGAGUAGACACCCGGGAAGGCGAGGAGGCGGAGAGAUUCGGCUACAAGAUCAUCGGGCAGCUCAACGUCAACCUGCUAGACAUCAUCUACAAGGAACCCGACAUCAGGCUUUAAAAGACUUCUUAGCCAUUGACUCACUGAUCAUACAUCUGGCUAUAGUUUACAUUAUGAAUAUCCGCGCUGCGUGUAAUCGAAUGUACAAAAACGUUAUGCACUUAUUAAGAGCACAGGAAAGCGUCGAAUGAGUACAGUGAUAUACCUUAUACUGUAAGAACGGACGCGAAGGAAUGUUCUGAUAUGAGUAUUAUAGCAAUUUACCCCCUGCUCAAAUUGAUUAUUGAUUGAUACUUCAGUGAAAGCCCAAAAAAAUUCUCUUGUGUAUUGUGAGUGAGUAUGCACGUUUUUAACUUUCGCAUAUUUCUGUUCCGGAUCAUCAUAACUAUAUUUGUACACUGAUGGCGCAUUUUAACUUCUGAUUGUUAAGCCUAUGAUCGACCAAUGUUAUAGAACACUACGGCUGUUUGAGGUGAACUAUUAGAGUGUAGCUGAGUUAAAAGAAUGAAAAAGAAAACGUUAACAAACUAUAUGAUGUAUCAAGAUGAGCCAUUUGAAAUUGUGUGGAAUUUUUAUGAUAAUUCACGUUUACUAGUAAGUUUUUUAGGAAUUCGUUUUACAAUAUACGAACGUAGAUUUCUGGCUACCUUUGUAAAAAGAUAGAAUUGAUUACCUAUGUAUACCCGUACUUAACUGUCAGCAUCUCAAUGUAUUAUAAGACGUUAUUUGCAUCGCUGAUAUCCAUAUAAUGGAGGUAACAGAGACACAGAACAACUAAUAAGUAAAGAUAAGAAAAUUAUCAACGAUACCGAUAGAAUCACAUAGACGCUCAGCAUACAGUGAUGAGUUUAUCUACUAUUACUCUACUUUUGGGCGUGGUAAAUGUAUUUGCUGUAUCGCUGUGUGCUGAAUUUCACAAGAACUAGUUGGGAUUUUAUAGUGGUGUCUGAGAAUAAACUUGUCAUUCGACUUAA
Messenger RNA from Branchiostoma belcheri (Belcher's lancelet), 23030 nucleotides. RefSeq names its product titin-like. Gene Ontology annotation, molecular function: protein binding. The record is from RefSeq and is a predicted model, not a curated record. NCBI's taxonomy places the organism in Eukaryota, Metazoa, Chordata, Leptocardii, Amphioxiformes, Branchiostomatidae.